This is a messenger RNA of Penaeus vannamei (Pacific white shrimp), 3440 nucleotides long. The record is from RefSeq and is a predicted model, not a curated record. Lineage: Eukaryota; Metazoa; Arthropoda; Malacostraca; Decapoda; Penaeidae.
UCUUGGCUUGAGUGGGACCUCGCAACAUCGGUGCUGGAGUCUGGACCUGUUGUCCCCCCGAGAGCUCACCCCGCCAGAGCUGCUCGCGUGCUACCGUAAUCAUGAAUGCACGGUUAAUGCUAGCGGCGGCAGCGGUCUUCGUAGCCAGGGGCACGCCACUCCCAGCCUACGAGUACUCGUGCAUUCAUUACUGCGAGUCCCUCUACGGCCCCGAAGUGAGGCCCUACUGCUGCAGGAUGGCUAAAGUGUUCCUGGAAGAGGAGAGAGAGGAAGGAGAGGAUUCGAGGAAUAGUGAAUAUCGCCCCAUUGUAGAAAAAACCCUGAGUGUCGACGAAUGCCCCCCAGUUCGGUCUUUCUGCCCACGGGCGGGACACUACGUGGUGCCGUUGGUGUGUAGCAACGACGGAGUUUGCACCUCGCCUGAUAAAUGCUGCUACGAUGCAUGUCUGGACACCAACAUCUGCAAAACCGCCGUCAAACGGUACCGAAGGUCGUUUCCGGACCAAAGCGACAGCGAUGACCUCGGGGCAGCCAAGGUCUCCAGUGUCAUCUUGACGGAGGGAGGAAACCCUGUUAGUGUCGUUGUUGAUGGCGGUGGCAAUCCCGUGACACUGGUGGAAGGAGAUGCUGUGACAAUCGUUGCGACAGUAAACAUUCAAAAUCUAACCUAUUUGUCAGAGUCGGAUAGCGUAACCUCAAAGAAAACGAAGAGAGCAAUUGUAGCUGAAAGUGAGAGAGUAUCUAGCAAUGUCAUAUUAUCACCUGUUGACGCCGUAAGCAUUAUAAAAAACAGGUAUGGCAAUGUUAUUGUAAACGAAGAUAAGCCACUGAUAUUGGUGCAGAGGGAAAGGGGUCCCACCAUAAUUCUAAAUGACAGUGGCUUGAAAGUGAUAGCUGGGCAUGACCCAAGUGAGGGUGAUGUCUUGGGAGUUGUCACCCCUACUACUGUUCCGUAUCUAGAAGUGCAUUCGCAUCAUCCACCGUCGAGCGACCCAGAGAAGGACCCCAUUAGGGUUCUGGUGAAGAGCGAUGGCAACCCGGUGACACUCGUGGACGGAGACGGCCCACUGCACGUCCAAAACGCUGAUGGAGUGUCCUUUGUGGCCGAUGUUCCAGAAGUCGCUGCUACAGAAACGCCUGGCGUGCAUGUUUUACCAGUGACAGUUACGGACCAUAAAAAUAGAAUAGACCAUCUCACAGUUGAUAGUGCUGGAAACCUUUCAAAGGUAAAAGACGGCAGCGGCGUCUUAACAGUAUCGAAAACUGCUGAAACCUCCUAUGAGGCUUCUGCGGAAGAAAAUUCCUUGUAUGUUCGACGACGAAGAUCGCUGUCGUCGGCGAAUGCUAUCGUUGAUGGAAACGACAUAACGGUGACAUUAGUCAAUGCCUCCCAUGUCGACUUAGAUAUAGUAGAUAUAUCAGGCAACAAAAUUGAUGUUGUGGCCGGUGAUCAUAUUUUAAAUAUCGGGGAAUCCUCACUGGCUACAGUAGAGUUUGUUGAAGGUAGACCUGCAGUCCGGGAUGAAAAUAACAGAAUUCUGCUGGAUGAAAUGGGUUCACCUCUAACUGUUAAGCCGGCAAGAAACACACAGCCAUUGCCAGCAGUCUACAGUAUUGCCGAUGGAAAGCAUAAGCCAGUUAAUUUAGUAGCGAGUGACGGUACACCUGUACAUGUUUGUGAUUCUAAUGGAAAUGAACUCGCACUUAAUGGAGGAGUCUCGGAUUUGGAGGUAUCUCAGGAAACGGUUUCCGUUAUGAAGAGCUCCUCAGGGGAAGAACUUCUCUUGCAGAAUGGCGAAGCCUUAGCAGAUGAAGAUGGAAUGCUGCUGAAGGCCACAUCCGUGAACACGCGACAGUACAGUGAGAUUUCCACAAAUGUCUUGGUGGAUGGAGAUGGCAACACCGUAAACUUGUUGAGCACAAAUGGCUCUCCAGUCACAGUUAUCGACGAUAGUGAUAAUGUAGUUUCCGUUAAACCUGGAAAUAAAAAUAUGAUAAUAGAGGAUUUCAAAGUUACCGUUCUACUUGAGAACGCGAUGAUGGUUCUAAAGAAAGCUUCAGGAGAACUAGUGGUCGAUGAAAAUGGUUCACCGGUCACCCUUGUACCUGAACAUACAUCUAGGCGGAGACCCUAUUUACCCAGUGAAGGCCACGGGAUCAUGGAUUCUCAUGACAAUACAGUGACUCUAACUGACGUCCACGGGAUUCCAGUAACACUGGAUGAUGGAAAGGGUAAUAGCGUGAAGACUGUGGCUGGAGAAAUCAUGAUGGUAACGGAGUCUGCAACAGCUUUCAUUGUUGAAACUGAUGAAGGAAAACGGCUUGCCGAUGAAAAUGGGAACAUCAUUGUCGAUAGUGAAGGAAAUGCUCUUCUGUUUGUCCCCACAAGAGAAAUUGUUUCAACACAAGUAACCAACGUUAUUGUAGAUGGAACCAACAACACUGUUCAGUUAUUGAGUGUGAAAGGUUCUCCUAUUACUGUUAUUAAUGGACAGGGUAACGACGUAGCCGUGAGAGAUGGAGAUGUUCAACUAGUGAAAAAUACCAACAGAGCCAUGAUAGUGGAUAUGGACGAUGGCAGCGAAGUGUUAGUGGAUACUUCCGGUAGCAUCCUGACAGACUUGAAUGGAAAAAAAUUGAGGUUAAUGACCGAAAGGAAGAAAGCACAGAAAGUUGCAGUAAAUGUCCUUGUCGAUGGCGAGGGCAACACGGUAACUCUCACAAACUUAGAAGGAACGCCUGUAACAUUGCUCGAUGACGAAGAGGUGGUGGUCACGAUGGCAGGCGAGGUCCGGCUUGCUGUGGAUGGCACUAACACUGCUAGAGUUCGACGAUCGUCGUCUGAAGUAAACGUUGUUGAUGAGGAAGAUUACCUGUUGGCUGACGACAAAGGUAAGCUUCUAACUAUGAAAAAGGUUGGCGAGCACAAGAAAACCUCCGUAGCUACAAACAUGCUAGUUGAUGUGGAAGGGAACUCGAUAGCCCCGAAAGACUUGAAUGACUCCCCUGCAACUGUUGUUGAUAAUUCUGCCAACAUCAUCGGCCUCGACUCGGGAGAGAAGACUCUUAAAGUCGAGACGACUGGCGUUUUCAUGGAGACGGCAGAUGAAGACUUGCGCUCCCUAGAGAGCGAUGGCGCCCACAAGCGGAAACUGCAGGUUGACGACGCCGGCAACCCAGUGCACAGCGAAGACGGCCCCGUCCAAACUGUCCCAAUAAACAACGUAGACUUGGCCCCAGAAGCUGAUAAUUUCCUUAUAGUGACGGAAGAAUUCGUCGAAGCGAGUUUCAGUCUUCAGCGCCUUGUUGCAGUUGUGAAGCGCGAGCAAUACCUUAUGCAACUUAAUCUUGUGCGGAAAUCGUCCACUAUAAAAUCUAGGAAUUACGAAAGCUUUGUUGGGGAGAUAAAUUUGUUUGUGGACGUGGUAGGCAAGCUUCAA